GAGAGGUGUGAGGAAGGAGAGGCAGAGCAAAGAGAGAGGGGAGCGCAGAAAAGAGGACUGAAAUAAAGAAAAGGAGUGAGCCGAGAAGAAGCCAGGAGAACCAGUGAGAGGAGGGGAGGAUGCUGCUGCAGCAGAGCUUCUGACUUCUGAAGAGUUUUGCCUUGGACAUGGUUGAGACGUCUCAACCUGCCGUUUGACUCUGAGCAUCUCCAGCGUAUGUGCGUGUGUGUGCGUGUGUGUGUGUGUGUUUUAAUGUGUGUGUGAAGCCAUGGCGAGUGCUCAGCCAGGGGUCCAUGCGCUGAAACUCCAGCCUCCCUGUGUCUCACAGACCCUGAGGAACGGAAGCAACUUCAUUAAAUGGGAUGAGGAUUUGUCAACAGUCACUCCAGUGACUCUUCAUGUGGAUCCGCAUGGAUUUUACCUUUUCUGGACCGACCAAAACAAGGACACAGAGUUGUUGGACCUGACCUUUGUGAAGGAUGUCAGAACGGGUAGAAGCACCAAACCUCCCAAGGAAGCCAAGCUGCGGGAGCUCCUCGAUGUGGGAAACCUGGUUGGUCGGCUGGAGAACCGCAUGGUUACCGUGGUCACGGCGUCAGACCUGGUGAACGUUGGCCAACUUAACUUCAUCGCUUCGCAGGAGGACGAAGCCAAGUUGUGGUGUGAGGAGCUGUUUUCUUUGGCUACCAACCUGCUGAGCCACAAUCUCAACAGAGACCGCAGUCUGCUGAAAGCGUACGUCAAGCUAACUCUUCAGCCAAAUGCAGAGGGGAAAAUCCCUGUGAAAAAUAUUGGUCGGCUGUUUUCAUCGGACAGAAAGAGAAUUGAGAAUGCCCUCGAGAACUGCAAACUGCCGUAUGGACGGGGGGAAAGCAUCAAACUGGAGGACUUUACCCUCGAUGUCUACAGAAACUUCUUGGACAGUCUGUGUCCUCGCCUCGAGCUUGGCAACAUCUUCAAACUGCAAGGAGGAGAAAGUGGGACAAUGUCAGUCGAUCAGAUGACCGAGUUCAUCAACAACAAGCAGAGAGACCCGAGGCUCAAUGAGAUCCUUUAUCCCCCGCUUCGCCCUGCACAGACGCACAAUCUAAUGGAGCGCUACCAAAAUGACCAGAACCAUCUAAAGCAAGGCGUUAUCUCUCUCCAGGCUUUUUCCAGUUAUCUGUCGAGCGACGAGAACGGAGUCAUUCCCCCCGAGAAACUGGAUCAGUCUGAGGACAUGAACUUCCCGCUGUCUCACUAUUUCAUCAACUCGUCACAUAAUACGUACCUCACAGCGGGCCAGCUGGCAGGAAGCUCCUCCGUGGAGAUGUACCGGCAGGUUCUGCUGGCAGGCUGCCGCUGUGUGGAAUUAGACGUGUGGAAAGGACGAACCGCUGAGGAGGAGCCGGUCAUAACUCAUGGGUUCACCAUGACAUCUGAAAUCUCCUUUAAGGAGGUGAUCGAAGCCAUCGCAGAAUGCGCCUUUAAGACUUCACCUUUUCCUGUCAUACUUUCAUUUGAAAACCACGUAGACUCCUUGAAGCAGCAGGCAAAAAUGGCCGAAUAUUGUCGCUCUAUUUUCGGAGAAGCGCUGCUGAUUGAUCCUCUGGACAAAUACCCUCUGGAGGCUGGCGUCACCCUGCCCAGUCCUCAGGAGCUGAUGGGCAAAAUCCUCAUCAAAAACAAGAAAUCCCACAAACCCACCAAUACCACCGACACCAAGAGGCUAAUUGACCAGCCUGCCAAUCAGAGCAACGAACCCGUGUCUCCUAGCAACAACACAGGAGACAUGGAGGCUGAGAGUGAAGAAGAUGAUGAUGAUGAAGAUGAUGAUGGUAAAAAGGGCUCCGCAGAGCGAGAGGCUAUUGCUACAGAGGAGAUGUCAACUCUGGUAAACUACGUCCAGCCGACCAAGUUCAACUCCUUCGAAGCAUCAAAGAAGGCGGCCCGCUGUUACCACAUGUCGUCUUUUGUGGAGACCAAAGCCUUGGAGCACCUCACAAAGUCACCAGUGGAGUUCGUGGAAUAUAAUAAAUCGCAGCUGAGUCGCAUCUACCCAAAAGGAACCAGAGUCGACUCGUCAAACUUUAUGCCUCAACUGUUCUGGAACGCUGGAUGUCAGCUUGUGGCUCUUAACUACCAAACUAUUGAUCUGUCUAUGCAGCUGAACCUCUUCAUGUUCGAGUACAACGGCCGCAGUGGCUACAGACUCAAACCUGAGUUCAUGAGGCGUCCAGACAAACACUUUGACCCUUUCACAGAAAACACAGUGGACGGCAUCGUCGCUAAUACUCUCUCUGUGAAGGUCAUUUCAGGCCAGUUUCUGACCGAGCGGAGGGUGGGUGUGUAUGUGGAGGUGGAAAUGUUUGGACUCCCUGCGGACACCAGGAGGAAAGCUCUGAAGACCAAAACCUCCCAGAACAACAACGCCAUCAACCCAGUGUGGGACGAGGAACCCAUCGUCUUCAAGAAGGUCAUUCUUCCAACUCUGGCCUCGCUGAGAAUUGCCGCAUUUGAGGAAGGAGGGAAGUUCAUUGGCCAUCGAAUUAUUCCAGUGUCUGCCAUCAGACCAGGUUAUCGUUACAUCGGCUUGAGGAGUGAGAAAAACCAGUCUCUGAUUUUGCCUGCUGUGUUCGUCUACAUUGAAGUCAAAGACUACGUCCCCGACACAUUUGCAGAUGUGAUCGAGGCUUUGUCCAACCCGAUCCGAUACGUUAACCUCUUGGAGCAGAGAGCUAAACAGCUGGCAUCUCUGACUCUGGAGGACGGCGAGGAGGAGGCCCAAACCGAGGAUGAGACGGAUCCAGGAGCAGAGCGCAAGAACGACCUGAAACCAGCGCCACUGGAAAAUGGACUUAGUCCCACCUCAGGGCCGGCGGGCCACACCCCUAUUGCUACAACGCCAAAGGCCUCUGCAGCCAAUCAGCAAGCAGCUACAACAGAAGCAGCCAAACCAGCAGCAAAGACUGAAGAUCUGGUUUUAAGUGUUUUGAUCGAUAUCCCAGCAUGCACCUUGGACGCCCUGCAGCAGUCCAAGGUUUACCAGAAGGAGCAGAGACGUCAGUUCAAGGAGCUGAAGGAGCUGGUCAGGAGGCACCAGAAGAAGACGUCAGAGCUCCUCCGAGAGUUCAGCAACAAGUAUAAGAAGACGGCCAGGCAGUGCAGCAAGAGCAGGGGUUCAUGUUCGGAGAGUGAGAAAGACGAGCGUCUUCAGCAGCUGAGAGACGAGCAGCAGCAGCAGCUCCUCGCUCUGAGGCAGGAACAGUACUACAGUCAGAAGUAUCUGCAGAGAGAACACAUUAAGAUGCUUACAGAGCGACUGACCGGUCUGGCUGAGGAAAGUCACGCCUCCCAGAUAAAGAAGCUCAAAGAUAUCUGUGACAAGGAGAAGAAGGAGCUGAAGAGACAGAUGGAUCGACGGAGAACUGAGAAGAUCAACCAGGCCAAGACCAAAGAGAAACAUCUGGCUGAGGAGGAGAAGAUUGAGAUCAACAAGUCCUACGUCAACGAGGUUGUACAAAACAUCAAGCGGCUUGAAGAAACUCAAACCAAGCGUCAAGAUCAGAUGGUGGAGCAGCACAAUGACCUCCUGCAGGAGAUCCAAGACCAGAAACCAAAGCUGCAGGCGGCUGUGGAGGCAGAGUUUCAGGAGAAGUUCCAGCGUUUGCCCGGUGAGAUCCGAGACUUCCUGCAGGACAGGAAGUUGGAGGGCAGAGGUCACAGCAAGUCCCGACCAUCAACUCCUCACGAAGCUCUUUCAGAGGAGGACUGAGCAGAACAACGUAGGACAAAGAUGCUUAAAAUCAAACAAUAAGAAAGUGAGGAGCUCCACUGAGGAAAUAAAUAUUUAUAAAGACUGUUAAUCAUGUUUUUAAUGGGGAAAACCUUUGACAGUUUUUUUUAAUUAUUUGGAGCAUGCACUGUGUUGUACUUUAGCAUUUAAUCAGAUGUCAUUUGGUCUUAUGUUCUACCAACAUUCUGACAACUUACUGCAUGAUAUCUAUCUAUCUAUCUAUCUAUCUAUCUAUCUAUCUAUCUAUCUAUCUAUCUAUCUAUCUAUCUAUCUAUCUAUCUAUCUAUCUAUCUAUCUAUCUAUCUAUCUAUCUAUCUAUCUAUCUAUCUAUCUAUCUAUCUCAUGCAUCUUACAUAUAGAGCUGCUAGAAAUUUCAUUACCAGUUAUUAAUAGUGCAGACUUCCUCUGUGCAUACUCUUUGUCCUUAUUUGUUUUUGCACAUGUAGAAGCCAACCCACCCAUACUCAGUCUGACUGGUCAGUCUCCCUGCAGUUUUACAGGAGCAGGGUGUUGAGACAGAAGUAGCCUCUAAACAAAUGCUGCUUGUCUAAAACAGAGAAUAAAGGACGCCUUUUAAAAUAUCUAUAUAAGGGAGAUAAUAGCCAGGGCUUUCUUGUCUAUGCCUGGGAAGACCUUCCAUGAGUUCCCAUCUUUACUCAUCACCACUAAAUGCACACAAAGAAAGCCACACCUGUCUACCCAACAUUGAUAAGCUAUUUCUCAUAUUAUAAUUAUUAUUUCCUAUCAUAUGCAAGGUUUUUAUACCUCCAUGACAUUUUUUUCAUAAAAAGAAACAUAAAGUAGCCAGUGGGAUUGCGUAUCUUUUCUAAAACAGCUACAAAAUUCAAUUCUAAAUUGGUCUGAUCAUGUCUGCAAAAGCAUGAAGAGUUUUCUGGACUGGACCACUGGAUGUGGUUUAACACAAUGCCAAGGUGGUAAGGCCUCAACGCUGACCUUACAGAAGCAAUUGCUGCAACCAUCAAUCUGUGGAGCCUUCUAAGGCUACUUGCAAACAAUUUAAAGUUCACCAGUCUAUAGUGACAAUGAUUGUACCCAAAUGGAAAACAUUUAAAACAUUUGCCAAUCUUCCCAGGAGUGACCAUCCCUGCAAAUUUACCCUUUUGGUCAGAUCAUGUAGUGUUCAGACAAAUUGCCCAGAAUAAACCAAACGCUUUAUCUCACAACAGAUGUAACCUAGUAAGUAAGUUAAAGUUAGAGUUUCCCCAAGUCCCUUUUUGCUCUUCCGCUCUUCACGGGGAUUAUGUGAAAAAAUCUCCCAAAUCCACCCUGGUCUUAUUUCUUUCGACAGAGGCCUUCCUCUUCUCCUCAUAAACAUGAAUGCGGUUCGCUUGUUGCGACUCUCAACCAUGUUCAAAGUCUACAGUGAGAGCAGCGGAGCUACAAUGAACGGCUAACCGCUAACCUAGCCGCUAAGCUAACCGGAUACAUAAGCACUAGAAGUGCGCAUGCGCAGCCAACAAGCGGAAACUUGGAAGGAAAGAGCAUGGAUACUGGCGUUACAUGAGCACAUAAGAAUGAUUAGCAUGUGGGACAACCAAUAGAUAAGGCGUUUUCCCGGGACCUUGAGGGACAGAGCGGGGUGAGUAACACAUCUCUGUGUGAGAGCAGGAACAAAACUCUGACAAAUCCAUGCCCUUUGAACCAAACAGCAGAGAUUGGUUUGAGUUUUACAGGCCUGCAGCUCCCACAGAGAACGCUUUUAUAACGUCCUUUUUAUCAAUACAUAAUGUAUUAACUACUUUCAGGAUGGAAGGACAAUUUUACUCAGUAUAACAAAAAGUGUUUCAGAACAGGAUUACCAACUAUAGCUUUAAAUGUUAAAACUUCUCUCUACAAAUGAUUUGGGAACACAGCUUCGUUUCAGAAAGGUCCAAAUGACCAAAUACCUCCAGAACAAUAUGCUUUGGACUUUUGAGGCCUGAGUAGAGAUUCUUGCCCAUCGUGCUCAGUGCAAUGUUUCUGAAUCCUUCUGUCCAACAGCUCAGCUUUGGCUAAAAAUGGAUCAAAACCUGGAUGAUGACCCCAAAGAGUCUGCAAGAGAAUCAUAACAGCCUAAAAACAGUUUGAUUUGUGUGGGUUCUUGGUCGUUACUUGACUGCAGUAGCAGUAUGCUAUUCCUAAACAGCACCAAGAGAUCCCCGGUCACAUAAACUGAAAGACCGUUGCACAAUAAAAACCUGGCCAGCCUGAACACACCACAAGCACUUAUGUGUCGGGCAAGAAAGGCUUCAUUCAGAGAGGACAAAGGUUACCCUAAACCUCUGGGUUCUGUCCAGGGACAUUAAGCUUGUAUCCAUUGUAAAAAGAAAGUACACCUUUUGUCACUUCUGUGAUUGGGGCAUUUAAAUUGUCUAUUUUUGAAACGAUUCCGAAGUUUUUUUAAACUAAACUCGUGCAGAAAUCUCAGACAUGAGAUUCAUCCAGUCAUUAUUUAGUCAACAAAGAUGAAGCCAAAAUGUAAAAGUUUCUGAAAAAACUAAGUCCAUCCCAAAAAUUCUACAUACCAAAUAUGUUAAACGCUACAGUUCCAAGGGGUGUACUUUCUUUCUACCAUGAGUGUAGUUUUAUGGACAUGCUGCGAGCUGAACGUGAAAGUGUGAAAACAACUGUAACAGGAAGCUGUUGACAGACGUGUUGCACGGUGACCCCCAAUGAGAACACCUGGCAGAAACUGUCAUGUGACCACUGAAAUCCUCUUGUUUUUGUCUUGAUUCACUGGCUUUUUCUGCAAAGUAGUGGGAAAUGGCCACUAAUUCAAGCCGUCAACAGAAUUCAGUCAUGUUCAAGAUAAGGCAUAAGACCAGCUGACAAAGCAAAGCGGUGGAUUUUCAGAACGGAACGUGUUUUCCUCCUAGGAUUUCCCAAAACCGACUACAUGCUCAGAGCUCCUGCAGCGCAAUGAUCAGGAGGUCAGAUGUUUGAUUCUUGCCACUGCAUGAUCUUUUUUUUGUAGUGUGAACCCACCUUCGAUGCUCAACAGUCUGAUGAUGUGUUUACUCACUAGAUGUUAUUCCAUGAUAUUUAAUUCAGAGGAACCUCCAUGAAACUGUUUGACCUCUUCUUUGUUUUACAUCUGUGUGAUGAACCAAGCCUGUUCCUCUUUGUACAGUGGUCCUCCAGAAGAACGUUUGCCGCACCAUUUUCCAGGCUUUCCUUCCUGUUUUCGAGUUUAUAAAUCUGAAGCCAAUCAGUGUAGAACAGCAGUUUGUUUUUGUUUUUCCAGAGAACGGUUUCAACAGAUUUAACUUACUGACACAUAGUACCCACUUGCUUUACAUGAUUAGUUGAAAUAUGUCCCAUUGACCCUCUGGCUAAAUGCUUUGCUAAACUCAGCUCUGCUUUAGCGGUUACACUGAGCAUGCUUCCUUGUCCUGAGUUUCUACGCCUCUGGAACUGUUUCUUGGUUUUACUGAAUGCUGUUUGGAGACAAAUUUAAAAAAAGAAUAAAAUAUUUGAACCAA
Messenger RNA from Fundulus heteroclitus (mummichog), 7257 nucleotides. Its product is annotated as 1-phosphatidylinositol 4,5-bisphosphate phosphodiesterase beta-1. The record is from RefSeq and is a predicted model, not a curated record. Lineage: Eukaryota; Metazoa; Chordata; Actinopteri; Cyprinodontiformes; Fundulidae. The transcript has 32 exons. Gene Ontology annotation, biological process: memory; lipid catabolic process; phosphatidylinositol-mediated signaling. Bases 269 to 3754 code for a protein of 1161 amino acids. Gene Ontology annotation, cellular component: nuclear speck; cytoplasm. Gene Ontology annotation, molecular function: calcium ion binding; calmodulin binding; phosphatidylinositol-4,5-bisphosphate phospholipase C activity.